AUGAAAACGCGCGACGACGCCGACGACGCUGCUAUUCGCAUCGACUUGACUCCCGUCGACGGCGCGUCAAGCCGGCGCCCCGCUAUCGCAAACCAAUUUGCGUGCUCGCCUCGCUCGCCAGCCCCUGCCGCCAUGUUGCUGCGCAUGCCACGGCGUGUGGCGCACAUCGCCGCCGUCCUCUCCCUCACGACGAUCGCCCUGUGGCUCGCCGUCACCUACAGGAAUGCGCCAUUCCUGCAUCGGAGUCCUCUGCCCGCUCCUCCGCCGCCCCCUGAGCCGCCAAAGUUUGACCUCUUCGGCCUCAAGGACUUCGACGCCGAGGUCGAGAUCUCGUAUUUGAACCUACGGCCAAAGUUCAUCGACGAGGAGCCGCCCCUCGCGCAGCAGCUCCAAGGAAGUCUGCCCGCCUUCUCGACUAUCCGCUUGGACACCAACACCUCGAUUGCCGACGAGUUUGCCCGCGCCAAGACGGAACAUCCGCCGGCCACCUUGACAGUCGAUGUCGCGCGCCAGGCUCCCACCCCCGACGCCUCGCGCCUCAUCAUCGGCGCCGCCACCACCCUCGGCCGCCUGCCCGAUGCCCUCCGCGGUUUCAAGCACUGGGCGUCCAACACCGGCGUGCGCUUCGUCGUCAGCGUCGAGCCCUACAACGCCAACCACACCGACGAGCUUACCGUCGCCGAGGCCGUCGAGCUGUACAAGAAGCACAACAUCUCCCUGACCCUCAUCGAGUCUACCGACGAGUAUCUCGACCGCUAUGUCGAGCUCAUUGGCAUCCUCGGCGACCACCUCGAGCCCAAGACCGAGUGGGUCUCCAUCAUCGACGACGACACCUUCUUCUUCAGCAUGAAGAGCCUGCUCGACAUGCUCGGCAAGUACGACCCGAAGCGACCCUGGUACGUGGGCAACACCUCGGAGAACAAGUGGAACGUCGACGAUGGAGGCAUAUUCGCUAUCGGUGGUGCCGGCGUCUUCAUGUCGAGAGCUCUGAUACAGCAGCUGCACCCUCAUGCCGAUGAGUGUGUCCGUCUGCCCAACAUCUUUGGCGACUCGCGCGUCGCCGAUUGCGUCUUCAAGUUCACCACCACCAAGCUGUCCAUGGAGCACGACUUGUACCAGCUCGACCUGCACCACGACGUCACCGGCUUCUACGAGGCCAUCCGGCCCCAGCCCGUCAGCGUCCAUCACUGGAAGACGUGGCACCACCACGACAUGCCCACCGUCGCCUCUGUCAGCGAAGUCUGCGGCCAGCCCUGUGUUCUCCAGAACUUCAAGUUCAAAGACGGCUGGCAGAUGGCCAACGGCUUCUCCAUCAUCAAAUACAGCUACAACGAGACGGAGCUCGCCACCCAGGUCGAGGGCGCCAUGGAACACACCUGGAAGCUCACCAUCUGGGACAUCCCGACCAGCUGGAAGUACUCGCUCGAGCCGCUCAAGCCCAAAGACGAGGGCAAGAUCCAAUUCCUCAUCGAGAAGUCCGAAGUCGAUAAGACCACAGGCGAUGUGACACUGUAUCUCGUGAGGAGGAAGGACGGGCGUGCUGACGGCAUCAUGCUCGUGACGUGGGUACAAGCUAAAGGGAGCAAAUGA
Thyridium curvatum is the source of this 1590-nucleotide messenger RNA. RefSeq lists its product as uncharacterized. NCBI's taxonomy places the organism in Eukaryota, Fungi, Ascomycota, Sordariomycetes, Thyridiales, Thyridiaceae. The transcript is spliced from 2 exons. Gene Ontology annotation, molecular function: acetylglucosaminyltransferase activity. The coding region runs from base 1 to 1590 and encodes 529 amino acids. The record is from RefSeq and is a predicted model, not a curated record. Gene Ontology annotation, cellular component: membrane.